Molecule: messenger RNA, 2649 nt
Organism: Lagopus muta (rock ptarmigan)
Lineage: Eukaryota; Metazoa; Chordata; Aves; Galliformes; Phasianidae
Gene: SRD5A1
Product: steroid 5 alpha-reductase 1
Exons: 5
Coding region: 115-915 (266 amino acids)
Biological process (GO): steroid biosynthetic process
Cellular component (GO): membrane
Molecular function (GO): 3-oxo-5-alpha-steroid 4-dehydrogenase activity
Source: RefSeq, a predicted model, not a curated record
GUGAGGCUCCGCUCCUCUGCGCCGAUUGGCCCGCGACGUCGGUGGGCGUGCCGCGGUCUGCCCGAUGGAUGGAGGCGCCUCGGGACGUCUCGGCUGGAUCGGGCGCAGCGCGACAUGGCAGGCGGCAGCGCGUUCUGCGCGUUUUGGCAACGGGCAGCGGGCCCGCGGGAGCAGCGCCUGCUGGAGCUGCUCUCCUACGGGCUGGUGGCGCUGGGCGCUGUCUCGGCGCUGCUGUUGCGAUUCAUCCCUAUGCCCUACGGGCGCUACUCGUCGCGGCGCUUCGGCUGGCUGCUGCCUGCCCGGCCCGCCUGGCUGCUGCAGGAGCUGCCCGCGCUCCUCGUCCCGCUCGCUCUGGCCGCCUGCAUCCCCGCCUGGCGGCUGCCCAACGCCGUCCUGCUGAGCUGCUUCAUCCUGCACUACGUGCACAGGGCACUCAUAUUUCCUUUUCUGAUCCGGCAAGGAAAGCCAACACCAUUUUUCACCUUCCUACUAGCACUUCUCUUCUGUAUAUACAAUGGAUAUCUGCAAGGCCGAAGCUUAAGCACUUAUGCAGAGUACCCUUCAGACUGGUUAAAACGCCCUUGUUUCAUUGCAGGUUUCAUGGGGUGGCUGGUCGGCAUGGCAAUCAAUAUUCAUUCUGAUCAUAUCCUCAGAAAUCUGAGAAAACCUGGAGAAACUGGUUACAAGAUACCAAGAGGAGGAAUGUUUGAAUAUGUCAGCGGAGCCAACUUCUUCGGAGAGAUCCUGGAAUGGUUUGGAUUUGCUCUUGCCUGCUGCACUAUUGAAAGCCUUGCAUUUGCACUGUGUACGCUUUUCAUUUUGGGUUCAAGGGCAAAGCAACACCACCAAUGGUACCUUGAGAAAUUUGAAGACUACCCAAAGGAUAGAAAAAUUGUGAUUCCAUUUGUCUAUUAGUUUAUUUCCUAAAUACCAUCAGGUUCUGAUGGUAGCAGCAUUUUUAAAUGGUUACUUCUUGGAACAAGUAACACUUUUCAUGAGUGUUACCCAGCUAAUGUAUUCUCAUCACUGUGACAAAGCCUUUGUAUCAGUGCUGUUUGUUACUGCUUUUCCUUGUAAUGAAGACCCCAAACUCAGUGGGCAUGGUGAACUGGAACAGAAGUGCUUUUGCAGUGGCACAUCACCACCGUGAGUACAUGAGACAAGACAUCUGAAUUCAUAUCAUGGAAACUGUUGUACAGGAUUUCUGAUGCUUCAGUUUCAGCCUAUAGUUUUCUGGUGUUCUCAUCUGAGGAUUGUGCUAUGACGCAGUCACCCUCAGUGUACAAUCUGGCUGCUGUGUUCAGUUUUCUACUUGUCUGCAUACACCAGUGGGAUUGAUUUGAUCGCCUUUCUUAUUCUUUCUUCCCUUUGCCCUCCAUUUCAGGAGAUCAGAUGCAGACCAAAGACAUUAAAUGAAUACAGAUACUGUGAGAUGAGAGAUGUUCUUCAUCUCCUCUGCACUCCUGUGCAGAUAUGAACAAAAGAGAGAUAAAACUUAAUGCUGUUUACAUUGAUAGCCAUAGCAGUGCCUUUCCCAAGUAACUGAUUGAUUUUAAACAUCUACCUCUCAAAUUUCAUAGCCAUCUCAAAUAAUACUCAACAUGUGUUUUCUGCUCAAUAUUAUUUUAGAGGGCAUUAUUUAUUAGGGAUAAAUGAUUCUUUUUAAUAUUCUGUAGAUUUUGCUUACUAUGUAGUUUUUUUUUUUUUAAAAAAAGCCUUUUCUUAUUGAUAGUGAGCUAAAUUAUUUUAUAUUUUAAAAAAUGGAAAAUCAUAGGGCUUGUUUCUUGUUUUAUCAAUAUUAGUUCUUGCUCUGAUAUAUUUUUAUUCAGAAGGACUCUGGUGGUAUUUCAAAGACACGGUGGGAUCUCAGGCAUACUGACUCUUGAAUUUGCACAUAUUUGUGUCCUUUGCAUAUUUGUGAUAUUCAGUAACUUUUUAGAAUUGGAGAAAAGUCAGUGUUUCUGCAGAAACCUUAAGGGGAAAAAAAAAAAAGCUCUCUGCACACGUACUUGGAAAAUCUUUCUUCAGGACAAAUUGGUAAUAUAAUUUCACUAAACAAUGAGUUUUCCAGUAUUCCAUCAAGCUUUGUUCAGAGCUCAAAAUUAUUAUUAUUAUUAUUAUAUAUAUAUAUAUAUAUAUUUUUUUUUUUUUUGCAUGAAUUACUCUACUACCAGAGAAAUCAAAGUAAUACAAGGGAAGAACUUUUACCUUAAAUUUUUUUAGAUUAGAUGUAUAUAUAUUUUAAAUAUAUCCAGGAAAUAGGUGGUGAAAAAGUGCUUUGCUACCCAAACUUCUGCUUAACAGUAGUUUCUUCCUGCUCUCCUUGGCACAGUAUUCAGUGCACUGAAGCCGUGGCUAUCAUUAUGGGUCUAUCAAGGGUAUAAAGAAGUGCAGCACAUUCUAUUGUUAUUGCCUGAAAUAGUCAGAGAAAAGAGGGGAGCAAAACUGUCAUUCAUGUUGCAAUGAUAAUCUGCCAGCAGUGAAGCCAUCAGACUGUCAGCUGCUCCUCAUAGUGAAUAUGACCAAUAAUGCUCUCUCCCAACAUCCAGGAAGCUCAGCUGAGGGAGAAUCUAGGAAUACCCAUUCCUUUGAAGCCAGUAUCUGUUGUGCACGGCUUGAUUCUCAAAUUGUUUAAUUUUUUUUUUUUUU